UCAGAAUCCAGCAUCCAGCGGCAAGCGAAGCAGGAAGUCCUCGCACUGAUCAAACAGGCAGGAGACAGCGAUGGAGAGGACGUCAUCCUAAUCUUUUUAAUCUUUCUAAGAGCUGUUGAGAUGGAAAACAUGGUGACAGACUGCAGGGAUGAACCCCAAACAGACUUCAUCUACUGUUGUGGAGCCAUCACAGAGGUUCUUAAAUGUGGUCCCAAUCAGUUACACUCUGGACACAAGGUGCUUUUUCUCAUCAUUCCAGGUAACCCAGGUGUAGUGGGCUUCUACAGAACCUUCAUGCAAACUCUUCAUAGUAUGUUUGGCUACCGACACCCUGUGUGGGCUGUAAGCCAUGCUGGCCACUGUGUACCCCCAGACUCCAUGGACAUGGUGGAAGAUGCCUCCUCUGCCACAGACAUGGAUGUGUUUGGUCUUAACGGGCAAAUUGAACACAAGCUGGCCUUCCUCAGGAAACAUGUUCCCAGAGAAACAAACCUUGUGCUGGUGGGACACUCCAUCGGCUGCUACGUUAUUUUGGAGAUGAUGAAGAGAGAUCCUGAACUCAAGAUUUUGAAGGCUGUCAUGUUGUUUCCCACCAUUGAGCGCAUGGCCCAGACUCCACAGGGGAAGGUCAUGACCCCUGUGCUGUGUCACAUGCGUUAUGUGGCCUACCUGCCCCUCUUCCUGCUCUCUCUACUGCCAGAGGGAUUUAAAAGCAGCCUGAUCAAACUGGUGUUUGGUGGCAUUCGCUCUCUGGACCACACUGUAGUCCAGCCUACUGUAGGCCUGCUCAGUGGAGACUGUGCAGCCAAUGCUAUGUACAUGGGGGGUCAGGAAAUGAGGAAAGUUCUGGAAAGAGACAAUAUAACCAUCAAGAAAAACCUUGAAAAGCUUAUAUUUUAUUAUGGAGCGACCGACCACUGGUGUCCUGUACAAUAUUAUCAUGAGAUCAAGCAGGACUUCCCAACAGGAGAUUUCAGACUGUGUGAAAACGGGUUCCGCCAUGCCUUCGUCCUGGAUGCAGGGAGAGAAGUUGCCAAAAUGGUGGUAGAAUGGAUCCGGGGAGAUUUGAGGACAUGAGUUCUUUAUCCUCUUUCCAUCCUGUGCUCUGCCUGUCCGAGAUGAACAUGAUGUUCUGACCCAUCAGAAAGGUUCAGUGGGCCAAAGUUAGAAAGUUUUUUUAUAAGCAAAAGUCAUGAAAAUGAAAGCUCAGUGCUGGAAAAAUACUGAUUAUUAAUUUUAAUAUAUAAUAUAAUAUAUUUUAUUUAUAUGAUUCCAUACUUUUGUUCAGAAUUUGUACAAUAAUAAACCCAACUCUGACAUGGCAGUUGAUAUAAAGUGGUUUUACUCAGAAGUGAUACCAAAUCCAGUUGAACACACAAAUGAAAAUAUGUAAUGUGCAGAGGAUUCACUGAAGAUGAUGACCAUGCAAGACUAAUCUCAUUUUUCGAGAAUUUAUUCAAACUUAUUUUACUCCAAACAAGCUACUGGUGGACAAAUAUAAUGGUCUGAUACUUUUUCUUAUAGUUUUUGUAAUCCACUGAAACCUGAAAUAAACUAAACUAACUGGACUAACUUGGAUUUGAAGCACAGACAUUGUAACCACUCUGCUGAACAGGACAGGUAUAUACUGUGUGUGUGUGUGUGUGUAUGUAUGUA
Thunnus maccoyii (southern bluefin tuna) is the source of this 1656-nucleotide messenger RNA. RefSeq names its product lipid droplet associated hydrolase (gene ldah). Gene Ontology annotation, molecular function: lipase activity. Gene Ontology annotation, biological process: lipid storage. The transcript is spliced from 7 exons. The record is from RefSeq and is a predicted model, not a curated record. The coding region runs from base 121 to 1077 and encodes 318 amino acids. Lineage: Eukaryota; Metazoa; Chordata; Actinopteri; Scombriformes; Scombridae. Gene Ontology annotation, cellular component: lipid droplet.